Saxophila tyrrhenica is the source of this 1608-nucleotide messenger RNA. RefSeq lists its product as uncharacterized. Lineage: Eukaryota; Fungi; Ascomycota; Dothideomycetes; Mycosphaerellales; Extremaceae. The record is from RefSeq and is a predicted model, not a curated record. The transcript has a single exon. The coding region runs from base 1 to 1608 and encodes 535 amino acids. Gene Ontology annotation, cellular component: plasma membrane. Gene Ontology annotation, molecular function: transmembrane transporter activity. Gene Ontology annotation, biological process: transmembrane transport.
AUGACAGCAACCACUCCCCAACCCCCCAGCAACCCGCCUCCAGAUGGACGACAAACACAACGCCCAACAAGCGGCGAUGCCUCACCAUUCUCCACAGCAAGCUCAGAGGAAAAGGCAACAAACGAUGCCCGUUCGAAAGAGCCGGGUGAAAUCGAAAUCCUAGACUGGCACGACCCCUCCGACCCAGCCAACCCGAUCAACUACAGCACCACCAAGAAAUGGCUCAUCACCGGCGCCGCCCUCUUUGGAACCCUCAUCAUCCCGCUCAACGGCACCUCCAUCACCGUCGCCCACGAGCAGCUCGACGGCGCCUUCAACGUCAACGAGUCCAGCUUCCCGCACAGCUACUGGGCCGUAACAAGCUGGUCCGUCGGCGGGGCCGUCUUCAUCGUCGUCGGUCUCCCCCUUCUCGAAGACUUGGGCGUAAGACUGGGGUACCUCAUCUUCUACGCCUUCUUCCUCUUAAUGAUAAUCCCGCAAGCGCUUGCUCAGAAUUUCGCCACCUUGAUCAUCACCCGCUUCUUCUCCGGCGGCUGCGUGACGCUCCUAGCCAACACCGUCGCGGGCAUCAUCCCGGAUAUCUGGUCCGGCGACCGCGCGAGGAGUGUGCCGGUGAGUUUGUAUAUUCUGUGCUAUUUAAUGGGGAGCACGCUCGGGCCUCCGAUGUUCGCGGGCGUGAUCCAGCAUAUCGGCAACUGGCGGUGGAUCUUCUAUAUCCAGCUCAUCCUCUACGGCGCCUGCCUGCCGUUCUUCUACCUCACCAUCUCCGAAACUCGCGCGGACGUCAUUUUGCGGCGUCGUGCGAAGCGUCUCCGUAAAUCCAACCCCGGAAGACGGAUCUACACCCGCGCGGAGCUUGCGCAAACCUCCCUCCUCUCCACCCUCGGCCGCUCCGUCUACCGUCCUGUCUACCUCCUUGCCACCGAGCCCGUCCUCAUAGCCUCGACAAUCUGGUCCGCCUUCUCCUUCGGCACCGUGUUCCUCUUCACCCAGUCGACCGAACAAGUCUACAUCGCGCUCUACGGCUGGAACGUCUGGUCCACGGGCUACAUCCAAGCCGCCAUCGUCGUCGGCGAGAUCCUCGGCUUCCUGACCUCCUUUCUCAGCACGAAACUCUACUUCGCCUCCACCCCCCGCAAUACCGAAGCCCCUGGCCGUCCCAUCCCAGAAGCACGACUGUACGUCAGCAUCUUCGGCUCCUUCGCCGGCAUCGCAGGCGGCAUGUUCGUCUACGCAUGGACGGCUUACCCGUCCCUCCCUUGGAUCGCGCCAACCAUCGGUCUGGGGAUGGUGGGGUUCGGGAUCCAAACCGUCGUCUCCGCCGUGGCAGACUACAUUGAAGACGCGUACGCGGUCUCCGGAUACGCUGCGUCGGCCAUCAGCGGAGUAGCGGCUGGCGAGAACAUCGUCGCUGCUUUCCUUCCCUUGGCGACGCAGCGGAUGUAUACGAGUCUGGGAUUCCAGUGGGCGAGUUCGCUGCUCGGGUUCGUGGCUGUAGUGUUGAGUUUUGCUCCCGUGGUGUUUGUGUGGAAGGGAAGGGAACUGAGGGGGAGGAGCCCGUUUAUGCGGAGUGGGGGGCAGACGUAUGCUUCUGAAAUCAAAAGUUGA